CCAUCACUAGAUUACAACAAUAAUUUAAAAUUGAUGAAUAUUGAGGAUAAUAAGGAACAACUACUUCAUAUUAAUAGAAAAUUAAUGGAAAGCCUGUUUGGAUUCUACUUGACUCUGAAGCUUUCUGAAAUUUUAUGGAUAAGAGAUUUGUUAAAUGCUAUUAACUUACCACCCAAGAGAAUAAACUUGUUACUAUUGAGCUUGUGA
Acaulospora morrowiae is the source of this 207-nucleotide messenger RNA. NCBI's taxonomy places the organism in Eukaryota, Fungi, Glomeromycota, Glomeromycetes, Diversisporales, Acaulosporaceae. The record is from the annotation of a GenBank genome assembly.